AGGGUGGGGAAGCAGAGUGGGGGCGGGGAAUGAGGGAAGCCUUCGCUGUCAAGACCAGUGGAGACACUGCAUGCCGCCUCCCUCCACCAUGCCAUGAUCCUGACGACUUUUGGUUUUCCGAAGACACGAGUUUGAGGCGUCGGGAACAAAGCCAUGUUGAAUGCUGCCAACGGGGCCCUGGAUGCAGCUGUGGCAUGUUCUGUUGCAUAAAUUCUUGGAAAGAGAGGAUGGCACAGCGAAGCCCGAUAUUCUCCACACUCGGCCCAACUGAAAGACGAAUCCGGAACAUCCCCCUCCACAGCCAAGCUCUGACGGCCAUUCCUCUUGGGUCAGCGAGACUCGUGGACCAGCUAGAAGACAGGAUUCUCAGCCAUGAGAAGACGACAGCUGCCCUUGUGGAACACGCUUUUCGCAUCAAGGAGGACAUUGUUUGCACACUGCAUAGGAUGCAGAACAAAGGCGGAGGGGACCGGCUGGCCAGGCAGCUCUUGGAGGAGCACAUCCGCAACAUCACAGCCAUCGUCAGGCAGCUGAACCGGGACAUUGAGGCUCUACAGGAACAGAUCCGUGUCAGGGAUAACCUCAGUUACGGAACGAAUUCAACACUGAAGAGCCUGGAGAUGCGUCAGUUAUCUGGUCUGGGAGAUCUCAGAGGUCGGGUUGCAAGGUGUGAUACUGGGUUAGCCAGAUUGUCUGCUGAACACAAAGUUACCUACGAAAGACUACAGAACCUAAGCAAAGAUCAGCAGGCGACCAAGUUGAUAUUGGAGUCUAAAAUAAAAGAAGCAGAAAUACAGAUUUCUCACCUUUUGAGCAGAAUAGAGCAGUCAAUCAUGCAGCAGGAAGCCAAACUGAAGCUCACAUAUAAGGAGAGCAACCAACAGCUCCACCUUCUGGACACAAAAUUACAAGAUGCCAUAGAUUACCUCAGUAACCAGAUCUCAUCUGCACGAAGCUGGAUGGAACAGGAGCAUGACCGGUUUGAGAAAGAGUUUCUGGAGAAGAUUGAUCAACUGUCCCUGGCCAUUAAGGAAAAAAGUGAAAUGGACAGCAGGGCCUUAGAGAUGCAAUUCAGCGAGAUCCAAGGGAAACUUAAUAAAAUGGAAGAUGGGCAAAAGAUCACCACAGAAGAACACGGAGCAAAGAAGACCGAAGACAGAAUCAACAUCCAGCUCAGCAAACUUCAGAUGGACAUUAAUGAAGAUAUAAAAGAAGUGAAAGCCGAGGUUAAUGCUGGAUUUGCGACCAUCUACGAGAGCAUUGGAUCUCUGCGGCAGGUUCUUGAAACCAAAAUGAAACUGGAUAAGGAAGAGCUGCAGAAGCAGAUUCAGCAAAUGAAGUAAAGGCAUCUGAAUGCAGCUCACCUGAGCAGCUGGAAGAAAAAUGGGUCUGGUCUGCCUGUAAUGUUGAUCCAGGCUGUGGUAUAAAUCUGAUGCAUGGACA
Lacerta agilis (Sand lizard) is the source of this 1443-nucleotide messenger RNA. RefSeq names its product family with sequence similarity 81 member A (gene FAM81A). Lineage: Eukaryota; Metazoa; Chordata; Lepidosauria; Squamata; Lacertidae. Bases 30 to 1343 code for a protein of 437 amino acids. The transcript is spliced from 9 exons. The record is from RefSeq and is a predicted model, not a curated record.